Messenger RNA from Ilyonectria robusta, 1473 nucleotides. RefSeq names its product Six-hairpin glycosidase-like protein. The transcript is spliced from 2 exons. The record is from RefSeq and is a predicted model, not a curated record. Gene Ontology annotation, molecular function: chondroitin hydrolase activity. The coding region runs from base 1 to 1473 and encodes 490 amino acids. NCBI's taxonomy places the organism in Eukaryota, Fungi, Ascomycota, Sordariomycetes, Hypocreales, Nectriaceae. Gene Ontology annotation, biological process: polysaccharide catabolic process.
AUGGGCAGUAUUGACAUUUGUCCAUCGCUCAACGACGAUUCUCAUAAUACGCCAGAGCGCCCCUGGCAGAGGAUACCAGUCAAUGUCUCGCCAGAACUGUAUUCGGAAAAUGUAAUUGCGAAAAUCAUACGAACGGCAACUGACAGCCUCAUAAAUAAUUGUCCCCCGGUCAAAUACCCGCACGUGGUGCCUCAGGAGGGUGAUUUCGGGCGGUAUGAAUUAACGAGCAUUGAUUUCUGGACUUGUGGAUUCUUUCCGGGUAGUAUUUACUCCCUUCUUGAAAGGGCCAUCAAAUUUCCCAACAGUCUCUGGACAAGCACAGAUGGCGGCAAAAAUCUUGCAAAUGUGAGAGAACAACUCGCCAUUCUUGGCCGAAUAUGGUCAGAUCCGAUCCAUACCCAAGCCCAUUUAACCAAUACCCACGAUCUGGGCUUCAUCAUUCUCCCCCAUAUGCGACCACGGUGGGAGCUCUUCCACGAUCAAGCGGCUCUGAACACCAUAAUCACUGCAGCUCAGAGUCUUUACACUCGAUUCAAUGCAAAAGUUGGAGCCAUCCGGUCUUGGGACGAGAUUGUAUGGCAAAGAGACGCAUAUCACAUAAAGGGAAAAGAGGACAACUUCAUCGUCAUAAUCGACUCAUUGUGCAAUCUUGAGCUACUCUUUUACGCUGCUGCCCAUAGUGGUUUGAGUUAUCUAGCGAACGCUGCUAUUAUUCAUGCAAAGACACUGGCAACGACGCACCUGAGACCGGAACCAUCAAGACACCGAAAGGGGUUCAACGGCAUGCUCUAUAGCUCCAGCCAUGUUGUUAACUUUUCGCCUAUUACAGGAGAAAUUAAGGAGCGACGAACUGUCCAGGGCCAUAACACUGCGUCGACUUGGUCCCGUGGCCAAGCAUGGGCCAUAAUUGGAUAUUCACAGGCCUACACAUGGACAGGUGACACUCAAUUUCUCGACAUUGCUUGCGGUUUGGCAGAAUACUUCUUGUUGCGACUUGAAGAGGCUCCAUCUUGUGUCGAAGUCGAAGUCGGGGAUGGAACCAGUGGCAAAGUAGGUCGUUAUGUGCCAGUUUGGGACUUCGACGCCCCUAUUGAGAAUGAAGUAUCACCACUCCGAGACACAUCAGCUGGAACCGCCGCCGCAAAUGGGAUGCUCAUUCUUGCACAGGCUCUAUCUGGUCAAGGAAAACAUGUGACCAGUGCGAGGUUUCUGGAUGCUGCUACUUGUAUUAUGAGAGACAUCAUUGCCUAUUCAUUAUCGACAGAAAAGGCCACACUGAGUGAUGGAUUAAAUGGAAAGCUCAUCGGAGUAAAUGCCUCCCCAGGGGAGAGGGUAUUUGAAGCAAUUCUCAAGAAUGCAACAGUGUCUAAUAAUGACAAUAACUUUGUAAAAAUUCGAGACCACGGCUUAGUUUAUGCGGACUAUUUCUUCAUCGAAUUUGGUACUCGGCUGCUUCGUCUGGGGUUUGUCUAA